Messenger RNA from Anisakis simplex (herring worm), 396 nucleotides. The record is from the annotation of a GenBank genome assembly. NCBI's taxonomy places the organism in Eukaryota, Metazoa, Nematoda, Chromadorea, Rhabditida, Anisakidae.
AUGCUACAAAUCUUCGUGCCCGCUACACUUGUCGUUUUCAUCAGUUGGGUGUCGUUUUGGAUCAAUCCAGACUCGGCACCGUCACGUACCGUGAUCGGAACAAUGACCAUCCUUUCAGAGACGCACCUUCUUACUGGUACGAACAGAAGGCUGCCUCCUGUGUCCUAUAUAAAGGUUCAUAUUAUGCACGUAUACUGCCCUGUCGUUUCAAUUACAAACAAACACUCAGCGCUUCCGUUGUCGAACAAUUUAGAGGAUUUGGAAAAUCAGCAAAGCGAUGAAAAACUUUCUUGCUUGGUUGUUUCGACGUGUUACGAAACAGCGUUACCUAUGCAAAUAUCGAUGAGUAGUUUGCCGUUUUGUGUUCCUUCCACCCUUCGUAUUUUCAUCCUUUGA